Gossypium raimondii (Peruvian cotton) is the source of this 1523-nucleotide messenger RNA. Its product is annotated as trihelix transcription factor GT-2. The record is from RefSeq and is a predicted model, not a curated record. The coding region runs from base 1 to 1230 and encodes 409 amino acids. Lineage: Eukaryota; Viridiplantae; Streptophyta; Magnoliopsida; Malvales; Malvaceae. The transcript is spliced from 2 exons.
AUGGAGCUUUUCACCGGCGGCCGGGAAGCUUUCCCUCAACACGUGACGCCAUUUCCUGAUUUAACGGCGAUUAUGGAACCGGCGGAGGACUUGAUGAUGAGUGAUCAUCGACCUACUCUGCCACCGCGAAAGCUGCGUCCGAUUAGGUACAACGGGAGGUCACCGGCGAGCUCACAAGCGGAGGAUCACUCGGAGUUUGCUGAGGCGGUUGAACUUGUCGGUGAUGAGGUGUGCGCGAUAAAUGGAAGUUCCUUUGACUACUUGACACCUCCUAUUAAAGCUGAAGUUGGUGACGUGACGGCUACUGUCGGCGGAGGCGGCAGCGGAGUAGAAGGACCGCCUAGCUCGGAGCAGAGAGGAGAGCCUUCUGGUAGCUCAUCUUCGGAUAGUGAUGAUGAUCUGUCAGCAACUGGGAACGAACCUUUAAAGAAGAGGAAGCGAAAAAGCAGGAAAAAGAUCAAACUUUUCUUGGAAAAAUUGGUGAUGAAAGUGAUGGAUAAGCAGGAGCAGAUGCAUAAGCAAUUAAUGGAGAUGAUUGAGAAGAGGGAAAAGGAGAGACUGAUUAGAGAAGAAGCAUGGAAACGGCAAGAGAUGGAAAGGGUAAAAAGAGACGAGGAAGCAAGAGCACAAGAGAUGUCUCGUAGCAUAGCUCUCAUUUCCUUUAUCCAAAACGCUUUAGGCCAUGAAAUUGAAAUACCCAUAUCGACAAUGUCAUGCAUGGAGGAAAAUGGGUUUAAAGAUGCAAGUGAAGAUCAUAUUCAAAAGGACACGGUUAAUCCAAUUGGUCCAACGAAUAGAUGGCAAGAAGGGAUGAUGCAAGCUAACGGGGCCGAAAAUCAUGAAGGCGGUGUCAGCUGUGAUCCAAAUAAUAGGAGAUGGCCAGAUGCAGAAGUACAAGCGCUGGUAAUGCUUCGAAGCACUUUGGAACACAAGUUCCACAUCACGGGCUCUAAGUGCUCCAUAUGGGACGAGAUAUCGGCUGGGAUGUAUAAUAUGGGUUACUCCCGAAGCGCAAAGAAGUGUAAAGAGAAAUGGGAAAAUAUCAAUAAAUACUUCAGAAAAUCCAUGGGGAGUGGUAAGAAGCAUCACGAAAACAGCAAGAGAUGUGCGUAUUUUCAUGAUUUGGAUGUGCUGUACAAGAAUGGAUUCGGUAAUCCAGUGAACCAUAUCAACUGUAUCAAAGUCGAUAACAUGGACAACGGUGAAAGCUUGAAAGGUAAUGAAGGUUAAUAAAAUUAGGAUUUGGGAUUUUACUGGCUGUGACUUUGCAGGGACCUUGAGAGCAUGAAAAGCAGAAAAUAUUGAGAAACUCUUAUGAAUGAAGGGCCUCAAAACCUGAUUAUGAGGUAGUCACGUGAACAUUGUUUGUAAUUUGGGCAUGGAAUCUGUUUCUUUUGUCCAUUUUUGUUUUUGUUUUCCUUAGUCAUUGAUAUUUUACCUCUUGUUGUGUUCAUUGUCCCGUAAGAAACAGAGGAUAUCAGUUGGGAACCGAAGUUGAUUUGCAUCUUGUCAGUUGUGUGUGA